Molecule: messenger RNA, 1272 nt
Organism: Pelagomonas calceolata
Lineage: Eukaryota; Pelagophyceae; Pelagomonadales; Pelagomonadaceae
Source: the annotation of a GenBank genome assembly
CAAUCAGCCACGUCAAAUUACAGGGCGACGGGACGGCCAUAGCACGGCCCGCUCGAGCCGUUGCAGGCAGCAAGGGAUUCAGCGCGACACCCUGAAGACCUGAGCUUGUGACUGCAGCGAUCCCGCAUUGCCGCGGAGACCGUGCGCUCUCGCAAACCUAGGGAGAGCAACCCACCGGAAACACUUCCUAGCAGCGCCACAGACCAGCGCUGCUAGGAUGCAAUGAUCGACACCAGUUCAGGGUCGACGACCGCGGCCGUCGGCUUUACGGCAUUGGCCGUGAUGGGCGCGUAUUUAUGUAGGCACCGGCUCUUCUGCCCCGAGCCGCCGCGAUCGAUUGUUGAAGAGGACGACGACAACGAGGAGCGCACGCCCAUGGUGACGACGCCCGUGGAGCCCAGACCGCCUCCAUCUAGACGGCUGCGUUUUGGGGAUCCUAUUCAAAGAGAGUCGCCCAUACCGAGGCUGUGCGACACGCCGCGCUGGGAGCGGGAACGAGUCUACUGGCAGGCCCACGAGUAUGCGCAAAUUCGCGACAACCAGCGGCGGUUGAUCGAGACGGUGCUGCGGUCGGCGCGGCAGUGCGGCGAAGGCGAACUCCCGCCACCCAUUCCCGGGGAGAGUAGGCGAGGUCUGGGCCUGAUCUGCGAGCCGGGGACGAAUUCUGGGAGGGCGGCGCGCGUACGAAGUGCGAGACGAGCUGUGGUGGAAGCGCAACGGGACGGCUACUCGCCCGCCCAACUCGCGGACUUAGCGGAAGAACUGGGCGCCUGGGCCACGAACAACGCGCGGGAAAUGGGCCUCAAGGACGCCGAGGCCGUCGGCGACUUCGACUUCCGGAGUUUUAGCAGAGAGAUCCAGUCCCAAGGUGACAUUGACAGUCCGCCGUCGACGCCCGAGACGACGACACCAAUCGCGCUGAAGCGUAGAAUUUCUCUACCCAAGGAGCCCGCGGCGUCGUCGCCGCAGUCUCCGUCCGUCAUCGCGCACGCCCAGCGACAUCAUGAAGACAAAAACACGCCGGUCGCCCACGCGCGGCGGUCGUCCGACGGGUCCCAGCAGCCGGCCGAGGAUGAUGAGCACGCCGACGGGCUGGGGCUGGCGUCGAUGAUCCGGAACGACUCGCUGACGAAUCUCGUGGAGUACGGCACCGAGGAGGCGCCUGCCACAACUCAGGAGGCGCCGGACGGCGCGGGCCUCGCGUCGAUGAUCCGGAACGACUCGCUCGGGGACCUGUCGGCCAUGGACAUCGCUAACACGUCAGAAAACUAG